Messenger RNA from Rangifer tarandus platyrhynchus (Svalbard reindeer), 1752 nucleotides. The record is from the annotation of a GenBank genome assembly. NCBI's taxonomy places the organism in Eukaryota, Metazoa, Chordata, Mammalia, Artiodactyla, Cervidae.
AUGGCCAGGCUGCUGAAGUUACGGCAGGGGUUUCUUUUUCUCCUUGAUGGCUAUAAUGAAUUCAAGGCCCAGAACUGCCCAGAGAUUGAAGCCCUGAUAAAGGAAAACCACCGCUUCAAGAAUAUGGUUAUCGUCACCACCACCACAGAGAGCCUGAGGCACAUCCGGCAGUUUGGGGCACUGAUUGCCGAGGUGGGGGAUAUGACUGAGAGCAGUGCCCAGACUCUUAUCCAGGAAGUGCUGAGAAAGGAGUUCGCUGAAGGUGUGUUGCUCCAAAUUCAGAAAUCCAGGUGCCUGAGGAAUCUGAUGAAGACCCCUCUGUUUGUGGUCAUCACUUGUGCAAUUCAGAUGGGGAAAAGUGAGUUCCACUCUCACACACAAGCCAUGCUGUUCUGUGCCUUCUAUGAUCUGCUAAUAAAUAAAAACAGGCAUAAACGUAAAGGGCUGGCUCCAAGUGAAGUCACUCAGAGCUUGGACCACUGUGGAGACCUAGCUCUGGAGGGUGUAUUCUCCCGCAGGUUUGAUUUCGAACCAGAUGACUUGUCCAAUGUGAACGAGGAUGUCCUGCUGACAACAGGACUCCUCUGUAAAUACACAGCUCAACGGUUCAAGCCAAAGUAUAAAUUCUUUCAUCAAUCAUUCCAGGAGUACACCGCAGGACGCAGACUCAGCAGUUUACUGACAUCUGGAGAACCAGCGGAGGUGACCAAGGGGAAUGGUCACCUGCAGAAAAUGGUUUCCAUUUCAGACAUUACAUCCAAGUACAGCAACCUGCUCCUAUACACGUGCGGCUCAUCUGCCGAAGCCACCCGGACUGUUCUGAAACACUUGUCAGCAGUGUAUCAACAUGGCAGUCCCCUUGGACUUUCCGUCACCAAGAGGCCUCUCUGGAGGCAGGAAUCUAUGCAAAAUACGAAAAGCACUACUGUGCAAGAAAUUCUGAAAGCCAUAAACAUCAAUUCCUUUACAGAGUGUGGAAUCAACUUAUUCCAUGAGAGUAUAUCCACAUCUAGCCUGAGCAAAGAAUUUGAAGGUUUCUUUCAUGGUAAAAGCUUAUAUAUCAACUCAGAGAAUAUCCCUGACUACUUAUUUGACUUCUUUGAAGAUUUGCCUAACUGUGCAAGUGCUCUGGAUUUUGUUAAACUGGACUUCUAUGCGGGGGCUGUGGCUUCGUGGGACAAGACCACAGAAGACAUAAGCAGGACCCAGGAUCAAGAGUUCUCAGGAACCUACAUUCCCAGCAGGGCUGUGUCUUUGUUCUUCAACUGGAAGCAGGAGUUCAAGACCUUGGAAGUCACACUCCGGGAUUUCUGCAAGUUGAGUAAGAAAGAUAUCAAAAAUCUGGAGAAAAUAUUCAGCUCAGCUAAAAGCCUCAGGUUGCACAUUAAGAGAUGUGUCGGAAUGGCUGGAAGCCUCAGUUCAGUCCUCAGCACCUGUGAGAACAUUCAUUCCCUCAUAGUGGAAGCCAGUCCCCUCACCCUAGAAGACGAGCAGCAUAUCACAUCUGUGACAAACCUGCAGACCUUGGGUGUUCAUGACCUACAGGUUCAACGGCCGCCAGGUAUUAUGAACACCAGCAGUUUAACCUAUAAUCCAACCUGGUUACUUACUGCAGAAUUUAGCUAUCAUUUGUUUUGCUUGAAAUUUUCCAAUAGUUUCGACCAGGAGUCAGGACUUAGAAGGGAAGUGGGAGGGCUUGGGAGAGAGUUCCUUGCUGGGGGAAGGCUGUCAGGUCGGGAGGCCCUAGGGUAG